AUGGCUUCUCAGAAGCACCAACUUCACUUUGUUUUAGUACCUCUAAUGUCCCCAGGCCACUUCAUCCCCAUGAUUGACAUGGCCAAAUUACUGGAACAACACGGUGUGACUGUCACUGUUGUCACCAACCCUGUCAUUGUCUCAAGAUUCCACCCAACCAUCAACCGUGCAAUCGAAUCUGGACUAGCCCUCUGGCUUCUUCCUAUCAGGUUCCCAUCCGUGGAGGCUGGCCGGCUAGAGGGGUGCAAAACUGUAGACACCUUAACCUCUCCACACCUACUGAUAAAUUUUUUUUAUGCCGUUGGCAUGUUGCAACAACCAUUCGAGCAGCUAUUUGAAGCGCUCGAGCCAUUUUCGUGUUGUAUAAUAGCUGAUAAACAUAUUGGAUGGGUAGGCGACACUGGUCGCAAGUUCCAGAUUCCAAGAAUUAUUUUUGAUGGCAUGAGCUGCCUCACUCUCUUAUGCUCACACAAUUUAUGUAUUUCCAAAUUUCAUGAUAAUAUAUCUGAGUCAGAGCCGUUUGAGUUGCCUGACUUGCCUGAUAGGAUUGAGUUAACUAAAGCUCAACUAUCUAUAUUGUUCACUCUAGGUACACCGGAAUGGAAAGCUUUCCAAGAGCGAGUACGAGCUGCUGAAGUUGAAUCAUAUGGAGUGGUGAUUAAUAGUUUUGAAGAGCUAGAACCCAGAUACGCUGAGCAGUUUCGAAAGGUUAAAGGAGAUAAAGUUUGGUGCAUUGGGCCGGUAUCACUGUAUCCAGGGUCUGUGGUCUAUGCAUGCCUUGGAAGUAUUAGUGGCCUCUCCCUUCGUGAGUUAAUUGGGAUUGGUUUAGGCUUGGAAGCUUCUCAACACCCAUUUGUGUGGGUUAUAAGAGACGGAAGCGAGGCAGAGAAGAUAGAGAAAUGGGUGAAAGAAGAUGGAUUUGAGGAAAGAACGAAAGGGAGAGGACUUGUAAUCCAAGGUUGGGCACCACAAGUUUUGGAGAUUGGAGUGAGCAUUGGGGUUCAGGUGGUUGGUCACCUAAUUACAGAAGAGAACUGUGGGGAGUUGGUAGAAAUAGAUGUAAUUAGGGAAGUUGGUGGGAAAGUAAUGGGUGAAGGAAUAGAUAGAGGAGAGAAGGAGAAGGGCAAGAGAACUCGGGGGGAUGGCAAAGAGGGCAAUGGAAGUAGGGGUUCUUCAUACUUGAAUAUGAGAUUGUUGAUUGAAGAUCUCAUCAAACAAGUUAACCACAAGGACUCAACACCAAGGUUCUAA
Messenger RNA from Camellia sinensis, 1251 nucleotides. NCBI's taxonomy places the organism in Eukaryota, Viridiplantae, Streptophyta, Magnoliopsida, Ericales, Theaceae. The record is from RefSeq and is a predicted model, not a curated record.